Molecule: messenger RNA, 1956 nt
Organism: Penicillium roqueforti
Lineage: Eukaryota; Fungi; Ascomycota; Eurotiomycetes; Eurotiales; Aspergillaceae
Product: VHS domain protein
Exons: 8
Coding region: 1-1956 (651 amino acids)
Biological process (GO): Golgi to vacuole transport; Golgi to endosome transport; protein transport to vacuole involved in ubiquitin-dependent protein catabolic process via the multivesicular body sorting pathway
Cellular component (GO): trans-Golgi network
Molecular function (GO): phosphatidylinositol binding; ubiquitin binding
Source: RefSeq, a predicted model, not a curated record
AUGGCGGCCAGGGACCGCUUCGGGGUCUACGCUGAGCCAGGCGCUUCGCCGUUGCAGCGGGCAAUCCGAAAUGCCUGCGAUCCUCAAAACUACGAACCGAACCUGGCCCUGAACCUUGAAGUUGCGGAUCUAAUCAACUCCAAGAAAGGCAAUGCGCCGCGAGAAGCCGCAUUGGAUAUAGUUCAUCUCAUCAAUUCCCGGAAUCAGAAUGUCGCAUUGUUGGCGUUGGCGCUACUCGAUAUUGCCGUCAAGAACUGCGGAUAUCCAUUCCAUCUCCAAAUCGGUACAAAGGAGUUUCUGAAUGAAUUGGUUCGCAGGUUCCCCGAGCGGCCACCCAUACGGCCCUCCAGGGUCCAACACCGCAUUUUGGAGUCGAUCGAGGAGUGGCGCCAGACUAUCUGCCAGACAUCGCGCUAUAAGGAUGACCUAGGCUUCAUUCGGGACAUGCACCGUCUGUUGCUUUAUAAGGGAUAUAUGUUCCCGGAGGUCCGUCGAGAAGAUGCUGCGGUCUUGAAUCCAAGUGAUAACCUCCGCUCAGCAGAUGAGAUGGAAGAGGAAGAGAGGGAAGCGCAGUCUGCCAAACUCCAGGAGUUGAUUCGGAGAGGCACUCCCGCCGAUCUACAGGAAGCGAACCGGCUCAUGAAGGUUAUGGCAGGAUUCGACAAUCGGCAUAAAACCGAUUAUCGAGCAAAGGCUGCGGAGGAGGUUGUUAAGGUGCAACAAAAAGCCAAGAUUCUGGAAGAGAUGCUGCAGAAUCAAAAGCCCGGGGAACCUCUCCCAGAAGGCGAAGUUUUCGAGGAACUUGCGAGUGCUUUGCAAAGCGCUCACCCCAAAAUCCAGAAAAUGUGCGAGGAAGAAUCGGAUGAUCCCGAGGCCGUCCACAAGCUAUUGGAGAUCAACGACAGCAUACAUCGCACAAUCGAGCGGUAUAAGCUAGUUAAGAAAGGUGAUCUGGAUGCUGCAUCUCAGAUUCCCAAGGGUACACUGGGCACCACGACUGGAGUUUCAACAAAUGCAAACAACGAGCUCUCUCUUAUCGAUUUCGACCCGGAGCCUGAACCCAGCUCCAACGGUAACGAGGCCGGGCCAUCCCACGGUGGGAGCUCCUUGGAGAAUGAUCUACUCGGUCUUUCAUUAGGCGGACAAACUCCCUCCCCCGGAGGUGGUAUCUCUCUCGGACCUUCCAUGAACUUCGCGUCCAUGCCAGCAAGCCCAACGCCGCCUGUUCCAUCACAACCUCAGCAGCAUGCGCCAACAGCCUUCAAACCCAAUUAUGAUAUCCUUGCUUCUCUGAACAGUUCGCGACCUGUCUCUCAAUCUCCCACGCCCGUCAUGGGGGUCUCGCCCCAAGCCCAGUCCAGAGCGACCCCGCCACCAGCGGCUGAUCCAUUUGCAUCGCUCGUCUCUGCUAGCCCACGGGCAGCAUCUGGUCCCUUUCAACCACCGGCGCAAAGCCAACCUGCUCCCGCUCCAUCGUCAUUGCUUGACCUGAUGGGAGGCACGAGUCCGUCUCCUCAACCGCCGCGGCAGGCCGCUCCAGUGGAAGAUGAUGAGUGGGAUUUCGCAUCCGCAUUGCCAGCGAGCAAUGCGCUUCCAUCGACCAAUAAGAUUCAAGUCCUUAACUCUCAGCUCCAAGUUGACUUCGCUGCGCGCCGGGUGCCGACGCAGCCACGCCAGAUCCACGUUGUAGCUAUAUUUUCAAACACAACUAGUCAGCGUAUUGGAGAUCUCCAUUUCCAGGUCGCUGUGGAGAAGUCCUACACGCUACAGCUUCGGCCGCAAUCAGGCCGAGAUAUUGCACCCCAGCAGCAAAAUGGUGUCCAACAGGAGAUGCUCAUUGACGGAGUUGAUGCUGGGAAGGGCAACUCGGUCAAGAUUCGAUUCAAGGUGUCUUACAAGCUUGGAGGCGAGGCCCGAGAGGAACAGGGGAUGGUGCCGCCGCUGGGAAUCGCGUAA